Molecule: messenger RNA, 810 nt
Organism: Phycomyces blakesleeanus NRRL 1555(-)
Lineage: Eukaryota; Fungi; Mucoromycota; Mucoromycetes; Mucorales; Phycomycetaceae
Exons: 2
Coding region: 1-810 (269 amino acids)
Source: RefSeq, a predicted model, not a curated record
AUGACGUUUAUAACUACCACUAAAACUACCACCGAAGGCUUCGCCAAUAAAAUCUACACCUUUGACUUACCUAUACAUAUGGAUGCGAUCAAGAGUAUCAUUCGACAACAGGUCGAGAACCAACGCUUAGAAAGACCUCAUAUAGUUUGUGGAGUGUACACCAAUCCUCCGGUAAACCCAUACAAACAUUUCCUCCCAUCCCCACCUAUUGAAACCACUGGAGAGAAGACAAUAAAAAGCACAGUGGAUCAUUUGGUCGAAACACACAGCAAGAAAGACGGUGUAGACGUACUACCAGAAGUGUUCAAUGAAACAAAAAUCCAGGACAAGAUUAAAGCAUUAGAAGAAGAAAAACAUGCCCUUUUCCAACAUCUCAAAACUCUCUUAUCCAGUCAAAGCUCACAAAGAAAACCCUCUUUAGAGCCAACGCUUGAACAAAGACAAGAGCCGAUAAAGCCAUCUAGGGGUAACUUGCGCUCAAAUAGUAGAGAAAACGUUAAUAGCCGAAAGUCUCGUUCAAGAAGUGUCAGCCAUCCAGAUUACAAAUUCACUGCAUCUCGUUACACGCCAUACAAGUCCACACAUCGACAAGAUUUUUUUGACAGAACUCGUAAUUACGACAGGCAACCUUACCACCUUUCUCACAUAUCUACUCUCCCAGAUACACAACUUCUAACACACCACGCUUUACUCGCCAUGCCCUAUAUGUCUCGUCGAAUGCCCUCUUAUUCCGCCUCAAGACAGCCUGAAUCUGUUAGACUCCCGUUUAGAUCCUCUCGGGGGUUGGAUAGAAAUACUCCUAGAUAUUGA